Messenger RNA from Pseudophryne corroboree (corroboree frog), 2815 nucleotides. RefSeq names its product ankyrin repeat and BTB domain containing 1 (gene ABTB1). The record is from RefSeq and is a predicted model, not a curated record. The transcript is spliced from 13 exons. The coding region runs from base 582 to 2027 and encodes 481 amino acids. Gene Ontology annotation, cellular component: ubiquitin ligase complex; cytoplasm. NCBI's taxonomy places the organism in Eukaryota, Metazoa, Chordata, Amphibia, Anura, Myobatrachidae. Gene Ontology annotation, molecular function: protein binding.
UGUGGGUAGUGGUAUCUGCAGCACUUCCUGGGGGAUAGGUACCCCGGUGUGGGGAGUGGUAUCUGCGGCACUUCCUGGGGGCCAGUUACACCGGUGUGGGGAGUGGUAUCUGCAGCACUUCCUGGGGGCCAGUUACCCCACUGUGGGGAGUGGUAUCUGCGGCACUUUCAGGGGCGGGCAGUUAGCCCAAGGCCUGGCAUGCAGCAUGGGGUGUCAGGACCUGUCUGGGGUGCAUAGGAGACGCUCCUCAGUGUAUGAUCCCUGGGAAUUACACCUGCGGGGCACAGGAGAGACCCACUAGGGCCAAUUUCCAGAGUUACUUUUUGCUGGGGGCAUAGAGAUCAGCUGGGGCCAAUUUCUGAAAGUUGUAAUAGGACGGGUUCACGCUCACUGAAGGUGGAUUGUGGGGAUAACCUGUGGCCAGGGGUACGGGGUGUGUGAUAUACUCCUCUCUCGGUUACUUGCCCCCGGCCUCCUCUAUCAACUGAUGACACCUUAAUCUCCCUUUCCGCCUCCUCGCCCUUGUGUCCGGCUGCCUCUCCGCCUCUCCACUUGGAUGAUUGGACAACAGACCCUCCAACAUGACCCAUUCCAUCAGGUAUCUUGUGGAGCAGAGAGACGUGGAACUGAAUGUGCGUGACAAGUGGGACAGUACGCCCUUAUAUUAUGCCUGUCUGUGUGGACACGAGGAACUUGUGCGGUACCUUUUAUCCAAUGGUGCUAGGUGUGAAGUGAACACGUUUGAUGGCGAGCGCUGUUUAUAUGGCGCACUGAGCGACACUAUCCGCAGAGUGCUGAAGGAAUACAAGCAGAUCACGGCUAAGUGCAUGCAGAGAGAUUACUAUGACGACUUCCUGCAGAGGCUCCUGGAGCAGGGCUCCUACAGCGACACCACAUUCCUUGUCCACGGGGAGUCCUUCUGCGCCCACCGCUGUGUCCUCAGCGCUCGCAGCCCAUACUUUGCCGAAAUGUUUGAGACCAAGUGGAAGGGGAAAAAAAUGAUUGCUCUGAAGCACCCGCUGAUAAACCCAGCUGCCUUCGGCUCCAUUCUUCAGUACCUAUACACAGGUCGCCUGGACAUCAACGUUGAACAUGUGGAGGACUGUAAGCGAUUGGCCAAGCAGUGUCGCCUGCAGGAUCUCAUUGAAGAGCUGGAGGAGAAGUGUAAAAAGGUCUAUGAAUUUGUUUCUUCCAAGCCUGGGACUUGUGUGAAGGUUCUGACUGUGGAACCCUCUGGGAAUGGGUGCCUGCGUGAGGAUCUGGCGAUUUUAGCUGACUGCGCUCUGCCAUCUGAGCUGAGGGUGGGGUUUGGGGAGCUUCCCUUUGACAGCACUGAUAACUUCUGCAGUUACCCCGAUGUUUGUUUCCGGAUAACGGGUUACAAUUUUCUGUGUCACAAGUCUUUCUUCUGUGGCCGAAGUGACUACUUUAAAGCCCUGCUUCAGGACCACUUCUGUGAGAGCCAGGAGCUGCAGACGCAGCCCAGCAUCCCCGUGAUCACCCUGCACAACAUCACCGCCGAGACCUUCACGCGCGUCCUGUACUACAUAUACAGCGACGACACCGAGGCAUUUAGGGGUCCUUGUUUAGAAGAAAAGAAAAGCAGGAAAAGGCGUAAGCUGUCUCCGGAGAAUGCCUACGAGGUGCUUUGCCUGGCGGACAUGUACCUGCUGCUGGGGCUGAAGCGCCUGUGUGGGAAGAUCCUGGCGCAGAUGCUGGAUGAGGACAGCGUGAUCGGAAUCUGGAACAUAGCCAAGCUUUUCCAGCUGACGCGUCUGGAGGAUCAGUGCACGGAGUACAUGGCUAGGAUCAUCGAGAAGCUGGUUGAUUCGGAGGAGUUUGCUGCCGCAAUACAGGAUGAUGCGGCAGCCGUUGAAGAGCGCCAGGAGACGGACUCCAUCCCACUGAUCGAUGAAAUUCGCUUCCACAUCACCAGCAACGUACAGACGUAUAGCGCCAUUGAGGAGGCCAAUCAGCGGCUUGAGGCUUUAGAGAGGCUACUGGGCAGCUUGGGGCUGGAAUGCUGAGCGUUAUAGAGAUAGAAGUAGGGUGGCCAAUCCCGGGCCAUUGUUUCAAUCCCAGGUAUCGGGAUUGAAAAAUGGUCAAUUCUGGGAUACCCGGGAUUGGCUCUUUUGCUUUGUGUCCGCCCCACACACACAAUUUACCAUACUGUGGGGACGGGGAGGUGGGAAACCAGUGCUCGGCGGUGGGUGACUGGUGGCUCUACUUCGGGUUCAGCGGCGGGUGACGGCCGGUUGACUGCGCAGUGUAACCUCCGACUUCACGUCAUGCUGAGCAGGGCAGCAUUGAGCGUCCUGAGAACGCUCAACGCUGUCCGGCAGUAACAAACCCAAAGGGCUGCCUGAUCCCUCAAUCUCCGGGAUUGGAGCUUCCAAUCCCGGGACUGAAUCAUGGCCGAUUUUUUGGCCUAGAUCCCAGGAUUGGCCACCCUAGAUAAGAAGAGAAGAUGUGUGAAAUCUUGCAGAGAGAUAAACUACCAACCAAUCAGAUCCUAACUGUUGUUUUUCAAGCACAGCCUGUAACAUGGCAGUUAGGAGAAUAUUGGCUGAUACUUUAUCUCUCUCCAAGGUAUAACACUUCUACCCCGUAAUGUUUUACAGAUGACAGGACUGGGCUGGGGAAAGCCGGGCAGUAUCUUUGAAAUGCUAUUUUCUACGGACUUUUUCCAACUCUGGUCAUUUGUACCAAGCGUGACUCCUAUUUACCAUAAAUAUUAGUUACAGAGCUCACCCUCUACGAUCAUUUAUCUUGUUUCAUUCCUCAUUCUUCGUAUUAAAGCAUCUGCUUUCCCUAA